AUGCCUGGGGGUGUCGCGGCGGGGGCGGGCCCUGGGAACCCCGCCGUGCUCGCAGCGGCCCGGCGGGCCACGUGCAAGGUCCGCGGCUUCGCGCGGCGGCCGCUUCCCGCCUCAGUGUGGAGCCGACUGCGGUCUGCUGCAAAUCCUGAGACUCCAAACUCAACUAUCUCCAGGGAGGCUAGCACCCAGUCCUCAUCAUCUACAACCAGCCAAGGCUAUGUUUUACCAGAAGGCAAAAUCAUGCCAAACACCGUUUUUGUUGGUGGAAUUGAUGUUAGGAUGGAUGAAACCGAAAUUAGAAGUUUCUUUGCUAGAUAUGGUUCAGUAAAAGAAGUGAAGAUAAUCACGGACCGAACUGGUGUGUCCAAAGGCUAUGGAUUUGUUUCAUUUUAUAAUGAUGUGGAUGUGCAGAAGAUAGUAGAAUCACAGAUAAAUUUCCAUGGUAAAAAGCUGAAACUGGGCCCUGCAAUCAGGAAACAAAAUUUAUGUGCUUAUCAUGUGCAGCCACGUCCUUUGGUUUUUAAUCCUCCUCCUCCACCACAGUUUCAGAGUGUCUGGAGUAAUCCAAACACUGAAACUUAUAUGCAGCCUCCAACCAUGAUGAAUCCUAUAACUCAGUAUGUUCAGGCAUAUCCUCCUUAUCCAAGUUCACCAGUUCAGGUCAUCACAGGAUAUCAGCUGCCUGUAUAUAACUAUCAGAUGCCACCACAGUGGCCUGCUGGAGAACAACGGAGUUAUGUUAUACCUCCGGCUUAUACAGCUGUUAAUUACCACUGUAAUGAAGUUGAUCCAGGAGCUGAAGUUUUGCCAAAUGAAUGCUCAGUUCAUGAAGCUACUCCAUCUUCUGGAAAUGGCCCACAAAAGAAAUCUGUGGACCGAAGCAUUCAGACAGUGGUAUCUUGUCUGUUUAAUCCAGAGAAUAGACUGAGAAACUCUCUUGUUACCCAAGAUGACUACUUCAAGGAUAAAAGAGUGCAUCACUUUAGAAGAAGCCGGGCAAUGCUUAAAUCUGUUUGAUCCUCUCUACAACUUUCUAGUCUCAAGCAACAUUGCUGGGUUUUGAAUAUUAAGAGGAUGAUAGUUUUUCACUAUUAUAGAAAUAGAAAUUUAAUUCUGAAUUUUGAUAAAUCACACUCAGACUUUAUGUUAUAUUAUUAGAUUGUCUAGUUUUAUCUUAAAUUGAAACUGUUCAUUAGAUGUUUAUUUAGAAACUAGUUUUGUGUUAAAUAUAUAGUUGAAAAUAAGAAAAAUAAUUGAGACUGAAAGGAAUAACUUUAAGAUUAAUCUGCAAGAAUUUUUUAAUUGAAAUUGACAUUUUAAGAGUUUAAAAAGCAAAUACUGAUUUUCAAAAAUUAUUUUUAAAAACCUAUUUUGAAAGGUCAGAAUUUUGAUAGUUUGAAUACAAGCAUUGCACUUCUCCAACAAAUAAUUUUAGGAACAGUAUGAUAUCUGUAGUUUUGUUCUUACUAUUUAUGUUUUGCCUAGAAAUUUACCACAAAAGCAGAAUUUUUAAAACUGCAUUUUUAAUCAG
Messenger RNA from Otolemur garnettii (small-eared galago), 1531 nucleotides. RefSeq names its product deleted in azoospermia like (gene DAZL). The record is from RefSeq and is a predicted model, not a curated record. Gene Ontology annotation, molecular function: mRNA 3'-UTR binding; protein binding. NCBI's taxonomy places the organism in Eukaryota, Metazoa, Chordata, Mammalia, Primates, Galagidae. The transcript has 11 exons. The coding region runs from base 1 to 1017 and encodes 338 amino acids.